AUGAGUCAGCAUAUCCAACCGUCAAUCGAAUCUAUAUUCGAGAACAAUAAGAAAUGGGUGUCAUCAAAAAAGGACGAGGACCCGGCCUUCUUCGAUAAGCUUGCAGCGGGGCAAACACCAGACUACCUAUAUAUCGGCUGCAGCGACAGUCGCGUCCCCGCCAACGAGAUUAUGGGCCUUGAGGCUGGCGAGGUCUUCGUUCACCGCAACAUUGCCAACCUCGUGCCCAACAUCGAUCUCAAUGUUAUGUCGGUAGUCAAUUAUGGGGUGCGACACCUGGGCGUAAAGCAUAUCAUUGUCUGCGGUCACUACAAUUGCGGUGGCGUCAAAGCCGCGCUAACACCGACCGACCUGGGCCUGCUCAAUCCUUGGCUGCGAAACAUCCGAGACGUCUACCGCCUCCACGAGAAAGAACUUGACAAAAUCGAAGAUGAGAACCAGAGAUAUAACCGCCUGGUCGAACUCAAUGUGAUUGAGUCGUGCAGGAAUGUCAUCAAGACUGCCGCUGUUCAACAAAGCUAUCGCGAUAACAAGUACCCAAUCGUUCAUGGCUGGGUAUUUGAUCUACGUGACGGCCUACUCAGAGACCUGCACAUUGAUUUCGAGAAGAUGCUAGAGGACGUGAUGAAAAUUUACCGCCUGUCCGCGGACUCUGCUCACAUGGAGACGUCUGGUGGAGCUUGA
Molecule: messenger RNA, 684 nt
Organism: Penicillium daleae
Lineage: Eukaryota; Fungi; Ascomycota; Eurotiomycetes; Eurotiales; Aspergillaceae
Product: carbonic anhydrase
Exons: 2
Coding region: 1-684 (227 amino acids)
Biological process (GO): cellular response to carbon dioxide; carbon utilization; cellular response to oxidative stress
Cellular component (GO): cytoplasm
Molecular function (GO): carbonate dehydratase activity; zinc ion binding
Source: RefSeq, a predicted model, not a curated record